Messenger RNA from Tuber aestivum (summer truffle), 944 nucleotides. Lineage: Eukaryota; Fungi; Ascomycota; Pezizomycetes; Pezizales; Tuberaceae. The record is from the annotation of a GenBank genome assembly.
AGACACUUCCCACUCAUUCAAGUGAACGAACCAUCAACCCACCUAUAAAGGCAACUUCGCUCAGUUGUAUACGAUAAAUAGCCAACGAUAAUUUAGGAAAGAGAGAGAGCCAACUGCAACUACCCUUCCUGCGGAUUCAUUUCAAAGCAUAAAUUUACCUACACACCCACCCACUCACCCGAGCGCACAAUCACUAACAAUCUACUCAGGAAUACUCGAGGAAUGCAUCUUCGUAGCGGAAAGUAGGUUCCCCCCACUCUCCAUCUAUCACCCCCCUUACCCCCCCCCACCCCAAUCCAUGUUCUCAGCCUUAGGCUACAUGGUGGAUAGGAUAGAUGACUAAGGAACCUGACAGGAAAACAAUCUUCACACCAGCUCCACCGCGAAAACGCUCGCCCGGUCGCCGGAAGGAUUCUCCCCGGGCUGGGGAAAUAACGGUAAAUACGGGCAGGGCUACCGCCGCGCUUCGCCCUCCUCCCGAGCUGAUAACUCCACCUUAUACCCCGGUCACUACCACGAGACCAGACCUUGAAACCCGACCCGGCCCGCCCCCGAACGAUUGGAGCGAUUUGGAGGUUGUGUUCGAUCACGGGCCCCAAACGGAUAGUUGGGAUGGCGCUGGGAUGCUAGACAUAGCAUUAGGGCUGGGGCUGUCUGUGUGUGGUGCGGGAAGCGGAGGGAGAAGGAGGAGGGCAGUGUCUUGGAAAUCGAUAUUACUCUUGUGGGGAUCGGCGGUGAUGGUGUUUGGCUUUUUGUAUGUUAGGGAGAGUGGUGGGGUGGGGGAGAGAGUAUGGGGUGGAUAUGAGGGCGCUUAUGAAGGUUUGUAUCUGUGCGAAUGGGGUCUUCUGCUCUUACAACUUUUCCGCAAUCGUGGUGAGAUUUCCAUGGGUGCGUAGAGGUGGUGUUUGGGUGACCAAUUAAUUGGCUUGUCCACUCCGGUUUUG